This is a messenger RNA of Leptidea sinapis, 1968 nucleotides long. RefSeq lists its product as uncharacterized. The transcript is spliced from 2 exons. NCBI's taxonomy places the organism in Eukaryota, Metazoa, Arthropoda, Insecta, Lepidoptera, Pieridae. Bases 150 to 818 code for a protein of 222 amino acids. The record is from RefSeq and is a predicted model, not a curated record.
AUUGCCAAAAGAAGAAAAAAAAAGUUUCAAGUAUAACUAAAAGUACAGGAUAUAGUUUGGUCACCUUAAUUGAUGGUUUUUUUUUCCUAUAUCGUCAGAAUAUAUAAGACUUUCAUAUUUUAAACAUAUUUAACUGAUAUUUAUUUAAAAUGAAUUCCAACGAGAAUACCUUCUCGCAGAGCUUUGUUAAUUUCCUCCAAGCAUCUGUAAAACUUGAUGAUUUAGAGAAAAUGACUGCAGACUUGGAUAAAGAACUGGCGGAUUCUCAAAAUAUGAUGCACGAAGUUCAGGCGCUUUACAACAGCAUCCCAAAUGUUCAACAGAGGCAGAUGCCAGACGAUUCACAUGUAAGGAAUGAAAAUCUAGAUCAAUUCCUUGUAUCUACGACUCCUGUUUUAAGAUUACCUGACAUGCCGGUGCAAACCGGGGAUGUGGAGAAUAUUGUUGCUACAAUGAAGAUAUAUGCAGAGGAGCUAAGAAAAAGCACUGUCACUUGUAGCAGCAACAAAAGCUUGACAAAAAGAAACAUUGACAAUAUUGAUUUUACUCAUUAUUCUUUGAGCUUAAAGCAACUCAGUAAUACUUUAUCUAUAAAAGUUAAUACAACAAGCAACCGUGACGUAAAUUUGGAAGAAAAAUUGGGCAGCCUCAUUGAAAAUGUGAAUAUGUUCACACAGAUGGUGGAAGCUAAUUCGAAGGUAAGGGAGACAAAUGAAACCUGGAAGGAUAACCUGCCAGAAAGCACAUUACACUAUGAUAAUAUUAUUCUGAAGAUUUUGUCAGACAUAAAUGAAGCCACAUAUUUACUCAAAAAUUAAUUCAGCUUUAAAAUUCUAUAGUUGCUGUAAGAAUUUGAUAGUAGUGAAAGCUUUGCUGUACCCCUCUGUAGUAAUUUGUUAUAGUCUGUGAUUCUUUUUAGAAGAGGCCCAUUGCUCUUAGAGCACAAACUGUACAUCAUAGAAAAUCUUGCAUCAAAAAAGGUUAAUAUGUAGUAAUAAAUUCCAUACUGCCAUAUACAUUUUUGUUACUGACAAUAGGAGGGCUUUGGAUUGUAAAGAUGUGUAGCUGGUUAAACAUGCACUAAUACAUGCAUGAAUACUGAUUUUGUGUUGAGAGCUUUGCUUGUAUCACCCGUCUUAAAUGAUAACCAUUAAAAAAAGAUUGUCAUUAAGCAAAUAAGAUCAAAUUGAACUUAAUAAAAAGCAAAGACCACCACCUAGUCCUGGAAAUAAUCUGUGUUUAUACAAAUACCUUAUUUGUAAUUUAAUGUAUUUUUUAUUUUUAGUUUUAAUUUCUGUAGUGAACCUAUAUAAUCUUAUAAUCAUAAUUAAUAGAUUAAGGUACGAAUAUUAUAUUCAAUUCUAAAGUUAAUAUAUUUAGAGGCUUAUUAAUGUUCAAGACUUCUAAAUUUAUUUGAUACUGUAACAGCAAUAGUUAAAGUUGUGUGUAUUCAGAAUAAUUAAUAUCGCUAUAUUCAUUGGUUGUGUAAGGUUCUGCUAGCUUAAGUAUACCUAUAUAAUAUGUUAUUGUUUUAGAAUUAAGCGGUAGAAAUUAUUGUAGUUUUCUUAAUAUGGUUUUGUCACUGUAUCAGUCUUUUCAUGUAAUUAAAAUUUCCAUUUCUAAGGUCAUACACAUUUUAAUGAGCAGAUAUAUUAUGAUAUUAGUAAAUAAUAUGAGAUAAAUCUAACACCACAUCUUAUCAGUAUGUUUAGAAAAAAAUUACAUACAAAAUGAUUUCCUUUAUAAUUUCAUAUUAUGUAGAUGUACCCACAUAAACCUGUGACAUUUUCAUGGUACUAAAUUGACUAAAAUAAAUAACAAUUUUUCUAUAGAUCAUGUAAUUUAAUUUUAGAGCUAUGUCUUUAACUCAAGCAAAUCAGUGGCAAAAACCAUAGCAUAUAUUACUGGUAGGUAUUCUUCAUGUAUCUCAUCCUCACUUUUAUAUCAAAUAAAUAAAAUAAAACAAAA